This is a messenger RNA of Ochotona curzoniae (black-lipped pika), 2805 nucleotides long. It is a transcript of the gene CDH12, whose product is annotated as cadherin 12. Lineage: Eukaryota; Metazoa; Chordata; Mammalia; Lagomorpha; Ochotonidae. The record is from RefSeq and is a predicted model, not a curated record. Bases 430 to 2802 code for a protein of 790 amino acids. Gene Ontology annotation, biological process: cell morphogenesis; homophilic cell-cell adhesion; adherens junction organization. Gene Ontology annotation, cellular component: catenin complex; plasma membrane; adherens junction. Gene Ontology annotation, molecular function: calcium ion binding; cadherin binding. The transcript has 12 exons.
UGUUAGGGAGCCUCCAAACGGAGCGUGCUGCCGGAGCCUCUCCCGUUAGGAAGCACUGACUCACUGGGAACCUCUGAGGAUUUCAGCUGAUCCCUUUCUCUCCUUAGACAGCAAGGAGCUCCACUUAAACACGGAAAGAGCACAGCGCGCAGCUACUUGGAGGGUGUUGAUUGGAAACUUCGAUCUCGCCACCCCAUUCGCGGUUGACUCGCCUGCUUUCUCGCCUCGUUCACAGAGAAUAUUUCAAUUAAGGUCUAUUUAGAUGGAAUAUAACACAGCAGCAAUAUCAGAAGGAUUAAUGCCUAUGUGGCCAUUUCUUCAAUAAAACGAAAGCUUGGUGGUUAAGCCCACAGACACCUCAAACCUGGAUUCCAUACGUCUGCCUUAAGUGCUGGAGUUUUAUUAUUCUGUGUAGGAAAGCCUUUGCCAAUGCUUACAAGGAACUGUUUAUCCCUGCUUCUCUGGGUUCUGUUUGAUGGAGGUCUCCUAACACCGCUUCAGCCACAACCACAGAAGACUUUGACCACAGAAAAUGUUAUCCGCCUUCCAGGACGACAAUUACAUUUUCAACGCGUUAAACGUGGCUGGGUAUGGAAUCAGUUUUUUGUGCUGGAAGAAUACAUGGGCUCCGAACCUCAGUAUGUGGGAAAGCUCCAUUCUGACUUGGACAAGGGAGAGGGCACUGUGAAAUACACCCUCUCAGGAGAUGGUGCUGGCACUGUUUUUACCAUCGAUGAAACCACAGGCGAUAUUCAUGCCAUUAGAAGCCUCGAUAGAGAAGAGAAACCCUUCUACACCCUCCGUGCCCAGGCUGUGGACAUCGAAACCAGGAAGCCUCUGGAGCCGGAAUCAGAGUUCAUCAUUAAAGUUCAGGACAUUAAUGACAAUGAACCACGAUUUUUGGAUGGACCGUACGUUGCCAGUGUUCCUGAGAUGUCUCCUGUGGGUGCAUAUGUGCUCCAGGUCAAGGCCACCGAUGCAGAUGACCCCACCUAUGGAAACAGUGCCAGAGUCGUUUACAGCAUCCUUCAGGGACAACCUUAUUUCUCUAUUGAUCCCAAGACAGGUGUUAUUAGAACAGCUUUGCCAAACAUGGACAGAGAAGUCAAGGAGCAAUACCAAGUCCUUAUCCAAGCCAAGGACAUGGGAGGCCAGUUAGGAGGCUUAGCCGGAACCACGGUGGUCAACAUCACCCUCACUGACGUCAAUGACAAUCCUCCUCGCUUCCCCAAAAGCAUCUUCCAUCUCAAAGUGCCUGAGUCUUCCCCCGUUGGCUCAGCGAUCGGAAGAAUAAGAGCCGUGGAUCCCGACUUCGGCCAAAAUGCAGAAAUCGAAUACAAUAUUGUUCCAGGAGAUGGGGGCAAUUUGUUCGACAUCGUCACAGAUGAAGAGACACAAGAAGGAGUCAUCAAACUGAAAAAGCCGUUAGAUUUUGAAACCAAGAAGGCGUACACAUUUAAAGUAGAGGCCUCCAACCAGCACGUGGACCACCGGUUUCACUCCGCAGGCCCGUUCCAUGACACGGCCACGGUGAAGAUCAGCGUGCUGGAUGUGGAUGAGCCUCCGGUCUUCACCAAGCCGCUCUACACCAUGGAGGUGUUCGAGGACACUCCGGUGGGGACCAUCAUCGGGGCGGUCACCGCUCAGGACCUCGACGUGGGCAGCAGCGCUGUCAGGUACUUCACAGAUUGGAAGAGUGAUGGGGACAGCUACUUUACAAUAGAUGAAACUGAAGGAACCAUUGCCACUAAUGAAUUACUAGACCGGGAAAGCACUGCGCAGUAUAAUUUCUCCAUAAUUGCGAGUAAAGUUAGUAACCCAUCAUUAGCCAGCAAAGUCAAUAUAUUGAUUAAUGUCCUAGAUGUCAAUGAAUUUCCUCCAGAAAUAUCUGUACCGUAUGAGACAGCUGUUUGUGAAAAUGCCAAACCAGGACAGAUCAUUCAGAUAGUCAGUGCUGCAGACCGAGAUCUUGCACCUGCUGGCCAGCAGUUCUCCUUCAGAUUAUCACCUGAGGCUGCCAUCAAACCAAAUUUUACAGUCCGUGACUUCAGAAACAACACAGCUGGGAUUGAAACCCGAAGAAACGGAUACAGCCGCGGACAGCAAGAGCUGUAUUUGCUCCCUGUGGUAAUAGAGGACAGCAGUUACCCUGUGCAGAGCAGUACAAGUACAAUGACCAUUCGGGUCUGCAGGUGUGACUCAGAUGGGACCAUCUUAUCCUGCAACGUGGAAGCAAUUUUUCUACCCGUUGGACUGAGCACAGGGGCUCUGAUUGCAAUUCUACUAUGCAUUGUCAUCCUACUAGCCAUCGUGGUGCUGUACGUAGCCUUGAGAAGGCAGAAGAAGAAAGACACCCUGAUGACGUCCAAAGAAGACGUCAGAGACAACGUCAUCCAUUAUGACGACGAGGGGGGCGGCGAGGAGGACACCCAGGCUUUCGACAUCGGCGCCCUGAGGAACCCGAAGGUGAUGGACGAGAACAAGCUCCGCAGGGAUAUCAAACCAGACGCCCUCUGCGUGCCGCGGCAGAGGCCGCCCGUGCAAAACACCGACAUGAGGGAUUUCAUUCGUCAAAGACUGCAGGAGAACGACGGGGACCCGGCGGCGCCGCCCUAUGACUCCUUGGCCACGUACGCCUACGAAGGCAGCGGAUCGGCCGCCGAGUCGCUCAGCUCCAUCGGCUCCGACAGCACCGAGGCCGACCAGGACUACGACUUCCUCUCCGACUGGGGGCCCCGCUUUCAGGUUUUGGCAGACAUGUUUGGCGAAGAAGAAAGCUGUAACUCUGAUAAAGUCACCUAGAGG